UCAGUACAAAAUCACAAAAUAUCUUAUCUUCUAAUCUUUUUACUGUAAAAUCUAGGGUUUUAGUUUUUUCCAUCAAUGGCUUCUGCAGAUGUUGAAUACCGUUGCUUCGUCGGAGGUCUUGCAUGGGCCACCGAUAGCGAAGCUCUCGAGAAAGCCUUCUCUCAAUAUGGAGAAAUCAUCGAUUCGAAGAUUAUCAAUGAUCGUGAAACUGGAAGAUCCAGAGGUUUUGGAUUUGUGACAUUUGCUGAUGAGAAAUCGAUGAGAGAUGCUAUUGAAGGGAUGAACGGUCAGGAUAUGGAUGGAAGGAACAUUACUGUUAAUGAGGCUCAGAGCCGUGGUAGUGGUGGUGGAGGAGGCCGUGGUGGCGGUGGAUACGGUGGUGGUGGUGGUGGAUAUGGCGGUGGUGGUCGCCGUGAGGGUGGUUACAACAGAAGCAGUGGUGGUGGAGGUGGUUAUGGAGGAGGAGGUGGUGGUGGUUAUGGUGGUGGUAGGGACCGUGGUUAUGGUGAUGAUGGUGGUUCCCGCUAUUCACGCGGUGGUGGUGGUGAUGGAGGAAGCUGGAGAAGUUAGUUAUGCAGAUGUUAAGUGUUAACUAUUAAUGCUUAGUUGGUAUAUUAGAUGUUGGGAUCUAGUAUUGUUAUGUUAUAGUUUAAUGUUUAUGUGCACCUAUGAAUGAAAAUGGUUCUCUGUACCUCUGAAUCUGGUUGUGUAUAAACGAUCGAUUGAAAGGAUAGUGAGAUAUUAGUAAUAACAACAAAUUUCUACUGACUUUUGUUAA
This is a messenger RNA of Medicago truncatula (barrel medic), 778 nucleotides long. Its product is annotated as glycine-rich RNA-binding protein GRP1A. The coding region runs from base 76 to 570 and encodes 164 amino acids. NCBI's taxonomy places the organism in Eukaryota, Viridiplantae, Streptophyta, Magnoliopsida, Fabales, Fabaceae. Gene Ontology annotation, molecular function: RNA binding. The transcript is spliced from 2 exons. The record is from RefSeq and is a predicted model, not a curated record.